GUACAAUUAAUCUCUACAUGUUUGAACCUGAGGCGUCAGAUGAUGGCAAUUUACUUGACACAGCAGAUGUCGUCAUGACGCCAAUUGACAGCUCGACACAGAGCAUGGACACACCCACUGUAACACACUUGUAAUCUCCAUCUGUAAAUCCUGCUGUCGCCAAGCACAAAGUGAAGAGACGAGGCGGUGAAGGCGGCACUUAAAGAGGAAAAGAAAGUAAUGAAGUGAAAGGGGUCAGGGCCAAAGAGGAGAGUCAACAAAUCAGAGAUGAAUACAAAAGCUUGGAGGAGAAAGUUGGAAUACGUUUGAGACGAGGAGUUUCAAGACGGACCUUCUGUCCAUCGUUCCAUCCUCUCUCUGUUCCAUUCCAUCAUGGUGGACCUUUUCCUCAACCGAGUUCUGGUGGAAAACAACUGGGAGCAGGAUGAGCUCAACACUGAGCGGGAAAUUGUGGGGAUUCUGGAAAACCGCAUCCUCAUGCUACUCUUUGCAUCUGCAGAGUGCGACAAGUGUUGGGACUUUGUGCCUGUGCUUAAUGACUUUUUUAAACGACUGAAAGACCCAGCUUAUAUUGAAUAUCCCAGACUGCUGGCACUCAUUUACAUCAGCUUGGACCAAUCAGAGGAGCAGCAGGGAAGAUUUCUCAAGGAGAUGCACAAAAAGGUUCUCUUUUUAGCCUUUGAGGACCCAUACAGGGAGGAACUUCAGGCCAUGUUCAAGGUAAAAGAUGUCCCGACCGUGGUGGUUCUCCGUCCAGAUGGCUCUGUCCUGUCUCCGAAUGCUGUACAGGACAUUUAUCGUUUGGGUUCCGAGUGUUUUCGCAACUGGGAGGAAUCGUCAGAACUGAUUGAGAGAACCUUCAUGCUCAACGAGGAGUUUGACAACCUGAAUAUGCGCAGUGCCACAGAACCUGUGAGGAGGCUCAAAUACAAGACAGAGGAUGACAAGAGGAAAAAAAGAUGGUGGAUGUUGUGAGGCUGCGGGAAUGAUGACAUUGAAGGUAGCAUGUGAAAUGGGGAGAAAGAAGGACUGUAAAGGAAUUACCUUGCUCACUGUCCUAUUGGUAGCAGAAUAUUAUAUUAUUCGGAGCUCGGCUCAGGCCUGUGCGGCAUUUGCAUGUCCUCAACGUGCUUGUGUGGUAUUUCUUCAGCUAUUCUGACUUCCUCUCACAUUAAAACACCCCGAGAAAUAUUCACUCUUGAAUUUUCCAUUGGUAGGAAUGUGACUGUGAAUGCGCCACUUAAUUGAUGACUUGAAAAUGAAUGGAUGCGUUCACUUCAUCCACUUAUGUCAACGUACUGUUGCUAAUAAUGUUAAAUAUGACAAAUAUGAGUGUAUUUUAAUGAGCUACAUUAACAUAGUACAUUUCUGUGCUUUUAUAGAUGUGACUCUGAAAAAAUAUGAUGUGGAAUAUUAUUAUUAUGACAGAUAAUCGGGUAUUUUGUGGGGUAAUUUACCAUUUCAUGUAAUUAUUUUGGGGGGAAAAAUACUUAUUUACUAUAAAUAAUGUAUAUUGUUCACCUAGCUAUGCUAGUGACAUACAUAUCUCAAAAAGCAGAACAAUUGUUUUUUAUUCCACUAGAUACCAGAAAGUACACAACGACCCAGUGUAUGGGUCAUAUUGAUUAGAGGUGUGUUUUGAUAUUAUUUGUACUGGUAAAUACGUGCCUUGGCUCAAUAAAUAUGGUAAAUGCUGCUUUAAAGAAAAUGCUGCUUUCAAAGUACUAUCACAAUUCUCAUCUGCACUCAUUGGCUGACAAACAUAAGCAUACAUUUAGCUGGGCCCCUGAGAGGGAACCAGUCGUUCAACCAACAAAUGGCGGAAAAAACACAGACAAGACUGAAAAAGCCGUUUCUGCUCUUGCACUCCUCUUUAAAAGAAACUGCUGUAUUUUAAGCCAAAACAACUGUUGUGUUUGUUAGAACAAUAUUUCUAUAUGCUGUCAUAGCAGAUUCAUGGCGCAUUAAGCCUCCGAACUAUUUUUAAUUGGUUCAUUUUACCCUGGAAACCCCCGUUUACAGACGUUGUGCAACCGCUUUUUUUUUAAACCCAGCCAUAAAAAGAAGCUAACUAAUUACAUUUAUGAAUCUUAAUGUCUGUCAUUUGUAUCUUAGAAUCAUUAAUUGACGUCUAAUA
This is a messenger RNA of Corythoichthys intestinalis (scribbled pipefish), 2137 nucleotides long. RefSeq names its product nucleoredoxin-like protein 1. Gene Ontology annotation, biological process: photoreceptor cell maintenance. NCBI's taxonomy places the organism in Eukaryota, Metazoa, Chordata, Actinopteri, Syngnathiformes, Syngnathidae. The coding region runs from base 373 to 975 and encodes 200 amino acids. The record is from RefSeq and is a predicted model, not a curated record. The transcript has 5 exons. Gene Ontology annotation, cellular component: mitochondrion.